AUGUGGGGACUGGUCCAGUUACUCGUGGACUAUCUUGCGCCCUUAUUUUUAGUCUUGUCGCCCAUUACAUCCUACGCCGAUCAGAUCGCGUCGAUACACCGGAAAAAAUCUUGCGAUGGCUUCUCCCUCGAUAUCCCGCUCAUUAUGCUAGUUGCGUCAAUUCUCAAGGUUUUCUAUUGGUUCGGUGCCUACUACGACAAAUCGCUCCUCAUCCAGGCUUCGCUCAUGAUAAUUGUGCAACUCAUCCUCCUAAAGGUCGCGCUAGACAACCGGGCACCAACUGGUGACAGCGAAAAAGGCGGGAUACACCAUACCCCAUUUCAUGGAUAUACCCACAACAGUCCGGGGAAUAAAGGCGUCCUGUGGGAUUUCUUGAUGGAGGGAAGGAGACCAUUUGGGUUUUGGCAAUGGAAUGCCACCAAGCCGUACUUUGUCUUCCUCCUGUACUUCACCAUGAGCCUCCUCUUCAUCCAUAUUUUCUUGCCUUUCCUGUCCCGGACACCGUUUUACGUCACCUUUCUGGGCUACGUUGGGCUGGCGGUCGAAGCCAUCCUUCCUAUCCCUCAGAUUCUCAAGAACCACCGUGCCCGGUCUUGCAAAGGGUUUCGCCUCUCGGUCAUCAUCAACUGGCUAGCGGGUGACGCGAUGAAAAUGAGUUAUUUCUUUCUCAGCAAAGAGUUUGUGCCGUGGCCCUUCCGUCUCUGCGGCAUCUUCCAGGCUUGUUGUGACUCGUAUCUGGGGUUGCAAUUUUUGAUGUAUGGACAGGGGCCAGCUGGCAUGAAAGAGGAGGUUCCGAUGGCGAGUGUAGGAGCAGGUUCUAUGGGAAAUACUGGAUUCCCUGGGUGA
Molecule: messenger RNA, 846 nt
Organism: Fonsecaea pedrosoi CBS 271.37
Lineage: Eukaryota; Fungi; Ascomycota; Eurotiomycetes; Chaetothyriales; Herpotrichiellaceae
Exons: 4
Coding region: 1-846 (281 amino acids)
Biological process (GO): phospholipid translocation; retrograde transport, endosome to Golgi
Cellular component (GO): endosome; trans-Golgi network
Source: RefSeq, a predicted model, not a curated record